UCUUAAAAUGAGAGCGUAGGGGUCAUGUGGUUCUUUCCUCUUUGAGCAGGAAGAUGAAGAAGCACUGUGUGCUGGUCGGAGCCCUGUCUGUGGCCCUGCUGGGGCUCAUCUUAUUCUUGGGGCUCUUCUUCGGGCUGCGCCGUGACUCAUGGGACAUGCAUAUCUACAAGAGGGCAGCUGUGGCUACAGAUGCGGGGCAGUGCUCAAUAAUUGGAAGGGACAUCCUUCAGCAAGGAGGAUCAGCAGUGGAUGCAGCAAUUGCAGCUCUGCUCUGUGUAGGACUCAUGAAUGCUCACAGCAUGGGCAUUGGAGGGGGCCUCUUCUUUACCAUCUACAGCAGCACAGGGAAAGUGGAAAUCAUUAAUGCAAGAGAGGUGGCUCCAAAAAAAGCAACGUCAGACAUGUUUGGGAACAACACAGAGAUCUCUCAGAAAGGAGGACUGUCCAUUGCAGUUCCAGGAGAAAUUCGUGGCUAUGAAUUGGCUCACAAACGUCAUGGCAAAUUAGCAUGGAAAGAUCUGUUUCUGCCCAGCAUCAAGUUGGCAAGAGAAGGGUUCCCAGUUGGGAAAGGCCUUGGAGCAGCCCUCAAAUCAAAAAAGAAGUCAAUUGAAAGCAAUCCUUCACUGUGUGAAGUGUUCUGCAGAGGAGGAAAAAUUCUGCAUGAGGGCGAUGUCAUCAAGAUGCCUAAACUAGCCAAUACGUAUGAGACUAUAGCCAACGAGGGAGCAGAUGCCUUUUACACAGGAACACUGGCAAAACAGAUCAUCGCUGACAUCAAGAGUGUAGGGGGCAUUGUCACGAUGGAGGACCUGCGGGAUUAUAACGCAACAGUGAUUGAAAACCCUAUAAACAUCACCCUGGGGGAGUUUACCCUCUACACGCCCAGUGCCCCCCUGAGUGGCCCAGUGCUAGCACUCAUUUUCAACAUACUGAAAGGAUAUAAUUUCUCUGUUGACAGCAUCAAAACCCUGGAGGAGAAAGGUCUGACUUACCACCGCAUUGUGGAGGCCUUUCGCUUUGCCUACGCCAAGAGGACUUUACUAGGAGAUCCAAAAUUUAUUAACAUCGAAGAGGCGAUCAAAAAUAUGACAUCUGAGUUCUAUGCGGAUAGUCUCCGGAGAAAAAUCACAGACAUCUCCCAUCCAAUUGACUACUACGAGCCAGUGUAUCACACUGCAGCCGAUGCUGGUACAUCCCACCUCUCCGUUGUGGCCGAUGAUGGCAGCGCUGUGUCCGCCACCAGCACCAUCAACCAAUACUUUGGCUCCAAUAUACGAUCCAACGUGAGUGGAAUCAUAUUUAAUGAUGAGAUGGAUGACUUCAGCUCACCUAACAUAAUCAAUGGAUUUGGGAUCCCUCCUUCUCCAGCAAACUUCAUAGCACCAGGUAAACAGCCAUUGUCCUCCAUGUGCCCCUCUAUCGUGGUGGAUAAAACGAAACAGGUCAGAAUGGUGGUUGGUGCUUCUGGAGGAACAAAAAUAACCACAGCCACGGCACUGGCGAUCAUCAAUUCCCUCUGGUUUGGUUAUGAUGUCAAGAAAGCAGUGGAAGAGCCCAGAAUUCAUGAUCAGCUGUUUCCCAGUAUCACUGAGCUGGAGCAGGAAAUAGAGGAGGGUAUAGAAGAAGAACUAAAGAAGAGAAGACAUAAUACCACAUGGAUGAGCAGCAGUGCGAUUGUGCAGGCCGUUCUCAGAACAGCUGAUGGAUGGGCUGCAGCCUCUGAUUCCCGGAAAGGUGGCUUCCCUGCAGGCUACUGA
Molecule: messenger RNA, 1757 nt
Organism: Rhea pennata
Lineage: Eukaryota; Metazoa; Chordata; Aves; Rheiformes; Rheidae
Gene: GGT1
Product: gamma-glutamyltransferase 1
Exons: 13
Coding region: 54-1757 (567 amino acids)
Biological process (GO): peptide modification; glutathione catabolic process; regulation of inflammatory response
Cellular component (GO): plasma membrane
Molecular function (GO): glutathione gamma-glutamate hydrolase
Source: RefSeq, a predicted model, not a curated record